Messenger RNA from Melanotaenia boesemani (Boeseman's rainbowfish), 2246 nucleotides. It is a transcript of the gene chrnb4, whose product is annotated as cholinergic receptor, nicotinic, beta 4 (neuronal). Gene Ontology annotation, molecular function: acetylcholine-gated monoatomic cation-selective channel activity; transmembrane signaling receptor activity. The transcript is spliced from 6 exons. The coding region runs from base 182 to 1753 and encodes 523 amino acids. The record is from RefSeq and is a predicted model, not a curated record. Gene Ontology annotation, biological process: nervous system process; chemical synaptic transmission; signal transduction. NCBI's taxonomy places the organism in Eukaryota, Metazoa, Chordata, Actinopteri, Atheriniformes, Melanotaeniidae. Gene Ontology annotation, cellular component: neuron projection; synapse; postsynaptic membrane.
GGAGGCUCGGUAGAUUUUUAUAAGGUGGAUGGUUGUGAAGUAAGCUCGUGAUGGGGCAACAGGAAUCAGCACAGUGUUGCUGAACUUACCAAAGCAGCAUGUCCGAUAGGAAGAGCGCUGUACACCGCACCCUUGGAGCUUCACCACAGUCAACUCCCGCAGACCAGAUGGUGCUGUCAAAAUGACUCGGGCUCUCUUCAUCCUCGCAUGCUACUUUUUCGCUUUGAUUCAUUGUAGCACUAGUGCUGAGUCAGAGGAACGUUUAAUGAACUGGCUGCUGGGAAAAAACCGCUACAACCCGCUUAUUCGUCCAGCCGUCAACAGGACCGAAAGAGUCACAGUGAAGCUGCAAGUGUCUCUAGCCCAGCUCAUCAGUGUGAAUGAAAGAGAACAGAUCAUGACCACUAAUGUUUGGCUCACUCAGCACUGGGUUGAUUACAGGUUAUCAUGGGACCCUGCAAAAUAUGACGGUAUCGACAAGCUGCGUAUUCCUUGCAGACACAUUUGGCUCCCAGACAUCGUCCUUUACAACAAUGCUGAUGGAACCUAUGAGGUAACAGUCUUCACCAAUGCCAUUGUCCUUUUCAAUGGCAGCAUCAGCUGGCUUCCUCCAGCCAUCUAUAAAAGCGCCUGCAAGAUUGAGGUCAAGCAUUUCCCCUUUGACCAGCAGAACUGCACCCUCAAGUUUCGCUCUUGGACAUAUGACCACACAGAGAUUGACUUGAUUUUGAAGUCUGAGGUGGCUAGUAUGGAUGACUUUACUCCCAGUGGGGAGUGGGAUAUCUUGGCACUUCCAGGCAGACGGACCAUCAACCCUCUAGAUCCCACUUAUGUAGACCUCACAUAUGACUUUAUAAUCAAGAGGAAGCCCCUUUUUUACACCAUAAACCUCAUCAUUCCUUGUGUUUUGAUCACCUCUUUGGCCAUUCUGGUCUUUUAUCUUCCUUCAGACUGUGGCGAGAAGAUGACCCUCUGCAUUUCUGUCCUCCUGGCUCUCACUGUGUUUCUGCUUUUAAUCUCAAAGAUUGUUCCUCCAACCUCACUGGAUGUACCUCUAAUCGGCAAGUACCUGAUGUUCACCAUGGUGCUGGUGACCUUCUCCAUUAUUACCAGUGUGUGUGUGCUCAACGUGCAUCACCGAUCUCCAAGCACCCAUACUAUGCCUUCCUGGGUCAAGUUGGUAUUCCUUGUGAAACUGCCAGCCUUACUCUUCAUGAAACGCCCUCACAACUACUCUGCACGUCAAAGACUACGUCAACAGCGGUGCCUACGGGCCAGGAGAGCAAUUUUGGGUCUGGGUUACCCAGUUGUUCCCAAAACAAGUUUUAUUUUGUCAUCCUCUGCAUUACUGUCCUCUGACUCUGCCUUCUCCACUCCAGGACAUAAAAAUGUAACUCCUCCGAUGGGAUACAGCCACAGCAGCAGGAAAGGGGACUUACGCUCCACUGAUUAUCUUCACAGUGGUUUCAUUUCUACCCAAGACCUCCAUCAAAGAAGCAACUCAGACUGGGCUGCUGAUGUCCAGGAGGCAGUGAACGGCGUGCGCUUUGUGGCUGAGCACAUGAUGGGAGAUGAUGAUGAUCAGAGUGUGAUAGAAGAUUGGAAGUAUGUGGCCAUGGUGGUGGAUCGUAUGUUCCUGUGGAUAUUUGUGACAGUGUGUGUGGUGGGUACCCUGGGCCUUUUUCUACAGCCUGUCUUCCAGAGGCAGAUUGUUCCCAACCAGCAGCCCAGCUCAGAGACCCCUCGCAUGUGAUGAGCAUCAAGGGAGACAGAAUGCCUUCAGGGCUUUCAUUACAUGCUGUUAGGAUAAACAGUUAUAAGGGCAUCUAAUUCAGCAAAAGUUUCCUUAAUGUUUGCUUACUGCUGUGUGUGAACCAGAUGCAGUGACAUAAUGUUCUCUGUAUCAAACCCUUUCAAACUAGAGUUGGUAAACAGCUAAUAUGCACAUCAGUUGACUAAAGAUAUGUUUUAAAAUGGAUAAAGAUGCUCUUAUUAUUUAAACGAUUCAGGAUUUAGGAGAAAAUGGUACAUUGGGAGUGGAUUUACUGCACCACACAGAGAUCCUGAUAAUGUUACAAAAGACAACAGCAAAACUGGACUGAAUGUAGCUCUCACUGCACUUCAGUAUGCUAACCUCUUGCAGAUAUAUACCUCACAUGACAAAGAUGUGUCUGCUGUUGUUGAUGUUGUUUAACUUCUGAUUUGUGUUACCAUGUCACUGAAAUAUAAUAAAGAUAAAUUUGUGU